AAACUCCAGAAGUGUGUCCUCACUGUGCUGGCAGAAUUCAUCAGCCUCAACACGCAGUAAAAAAAACACAAGAAAACCGAAGCCAUGACUGAGAAUGGUUUGUUUGGGUUCUGUCUGCUGGCGGUUUGUUUCCUGCUCCAGCCCGGACUGGCUCAGGUUCCUGAGCAGGUUCCUGAGCCAGCGCAGUGCCUCGUCUCCAGGAUGUACAGUCUGACCCGGCUGCCGGAGAGUAAAGAUUACCACAGCUGCUAUCAUGAUUGCUUAGAAGAACCUGACUGCCACAUGGCCGUGGUGACACAACCGGUCAGCGGCCCAUCUGAGUGUCUGCUGGUCAACUGUCUGAACCAGGGUCAACACUCGUAUCCCCGAGAUCCCAGCGCAAAGAUCAGUGUCUACCCCAAGAGCACACUUAACAAUGAACAAAGUACCUUUCUCAUGAAACACCAACAUGCAGUCGAUGAUGAGACGGGUCGAUGCUACGACAUCAUGACUUACAGCAGCUGCCAGUCGGGGGUUCCCAAAUUCUUCUACAACAGCACCAGUUACAGGUGUGAGCAGUUCUACACUGGCUGUGGGUCCAACAGGAACACAUUCAAUACCCAGGAGGCCUGUGAGGCCCUCUGCAGUCAGAAGUUCCUUUGUUAUCGGCCAAUGGAGCACGGUCAGCCACCCCCCAUUCGCGUCACCGAUGUCUCAGACAACUAUGAUGACAGCAUUCCCAACAAGAUCUUCUACAACGUGUCGAGUUCCAGGUGUGAAGGGUUUCACUUCAGAGGCAGUGUGUCUAAUGGGAACAUCUUUAACACUGUGGAGGAGUGUGAAAGACUCUGUGCUGGUGUUAAAGAUCUGACAGUGGCUGCUCCUGCAGAGGGGACAGUUCCUACAACCAUUCAACCUGCUGUGAACACAGCUCCUACAACCGGCCCACGUGCUGUGGAUUCAGCAGACACUACAGUGGCUGCUCCUUUGGAUGGGACAGAUGUUGCAGCUCCUGUAACCAGUUCCAUAUCAGGUAUUGUCUUGACUUCACUCACUGCACACGUUUAUCUUUACUACCUGAGGGUUAGUGUGGGAGGCCAAAAGUAUGUGGACAUCUCGUGCAGAAGCGGUCUUCCUCAGUGUCAUUUUGCUGCUGCUGAUCAUAGCUGCCAUCGCCAUGCAGUGCGGCAGACUGUUCCCCCGUUCUCCUGACAGAUACCAGAGGCUGGCAGAUGCAGAUCCAGCUCAGUAAUCUUUGGUGGAGUCGGCGUCUGUUGAGGGGAUCUCAUCGAGUCCUCGACCACAGACUGCUUCAAGGGAUUGGGUGGGCCUUUAGAGGGCACCUCUGCUGAUGUCCUCUCACUGUUUGUCACUGAAUCACUGUAAAAAUCAACACUUUUGAUUAAAUUUAAACGUGUAUAAUUGACCCUGUGCUAAGCCCCGCCCCUUUGUGAUGGUCCAUCAAGCUGUUGGAGCGAGCAGGGAGCCCACACUGUCUCUAACUGCACUCCCAGAAGAAAUGCUGUCACAGUUUUUGGGAAAACGGAAAGGUGAUUCCAGAGAGCAGCACACAGAGGGGUCUACAACAUGUGUUUGACAGACUGUUUAUUCUUUAUUUCCUUAUUUAGUAAUCAUUUUUCAGUAUCAUGUGAUUCUGCAUUUUGGGUAAAAUUCAGGAAUUUCCUUCCUUUAUGUCGUUUUUUUUUUCUGUUUAGUUUGUGUGUGGGUGAAGCUGCUGUUUGAGACGUCAGAGGAAGAAUCAUGUUUUCAUAGCUGAUUUACUGAAUUAUUCUCCAUGUAUUGGUUUAGUUUGAACUUCUGAAUUGUCUUCAUGGUAAAGUUGUUACAGUGCCAACUGGUGUCUGCAUCAAAAUUAAAAACACUGUCUUUCAA
Molecule: messenger RNA, 1872 nt
Organism: Epinephelus fuscoguttatus (brown-marbled grouper)
Lineage: Eukaryota; Metazoa; Chordata; Actinopteri; Perciformes; Serranidae
Product: tissue factor pathway inhibitor-like
Exons: 11
Coding region: 85-1191 (368 amino acids)
Molecular function (GO): serine-type endopeptidase inhibitor activity
Source: RefSeq, a predicted model, not a curated record